This is a messenger RNA of Gastrolobium bilobum, 2446 nucleotides long. Its product is annotated as protein S40-7-like. The record is from RefSeq and is a predicted model, not a curated record. NCBI's taxonomy places the organism in Eukaryota, Viridiplantae, Streptophyta, Magnoliopsida, Fabales, Fabaceae. Bases 195 to 911 code for a protein of 238 amino acids. The transcript has a single exon.
UUACCAAAAUAUUUCAAGAUUGUAUAAAAUUAUUUUUUAAUUAAGAAAGAAAAAAAAAAAGCUUAGCCAUUUAAGCCCAUUCAUCCCGUUCAGCCUCACCACCACUCACUCAGCAGUGACCGGUCGGUUAUAUUAUCCUCUCUCUCUCUCUCUCUCUAACAGUAACAAAGUUCCGAACCCGAACCCGAACCGGCAUGGAUCUAUACGAUCCGAACUGGUUCCCGAACCGAAAACCCACCGCCACAGAGCGCUUCCUCGGCGUGCCUUCUGACGCGCCGUCGCUCCUUCAAAACCCCACCGCCGCAGCCGACGAGCUUCACGAGGACGACGUCGUUUUUUUCAGCACCGAUUACUUCGCUGAACCAAACCACCACAACUCCUCCUCCUCCUCCUCCUCCUCCUCCUCCUUGUCCUCCACCCCCAACCACCACCACCACCAUUCCUUCGGCAUCCUCGCCGCACUCCCCGAAAACGAAACCUCCCCGAACCUCCGAAGCGUUUCGCAGUUCUUCCACAAGGCUUCAUACUCCUCUUCCUCUUCAUCCUCGUCGCGCUUGAUUCCCGUCAUCCCGAGGCCUCCGCCGCACGACCGAAUCUCGGCGUUGUCGUCGUCCUCCUCCUCCUCCGUCAAGUACCACCAGUCGGCGCCGGUGAACGUCCCGAUCCUUUCGGAGGCGAUGAUGAAGGCGCGGAGGAGGCACCACGAAUUCGACGAAGUCCACGACGGCGAAGACGAGGAGGAGGAGGAGGAGGAGGAGAUGCUGCCUCCGCACGAAAUCGUGGCAAGGAACUCGGCGCAGUCGCCGAUGCUGGCUUGCUCGGUUCUAGAAGGGGUGGGAAGAACCCUGAAAGGUAGGGACUUGCGCCAGGUUCGGAAUGCAGUUUUGCGCCAAACAGGUUUCCUUGAUUGAUUCAAAGACCCGGAUUAGGGUUUCAUUUUCCCCUUUCCUCAAUUCAAUUGUCUGAGCCUGAUUUUGUCUUGUACUCUGGAUUUUUUUUUUAAUUAGAGCUCAUUCGCUUAUCUAUCGUAAUUCGUAGGCUUCAACCACUUUCUAAUUUUCAAUUAUUGCAAAUGUGAAUUUUAUUUUAUUUUUUCUAGUUUAGGGGCCUUUUAACUCUGAAAUAUGCUCUUAUAAAGAACUAGUUAACAAUGGCGGAAUGUAGAGAGAAAAUCCCUUUCAGUUUGUUCACUUAUUGAUGAACGAGAGAAUCACUUCUUUUGCAAUGUAUUGCUGAGUCUGGAAUUGUAGCAUGUGCUCUCUAGAACGAGUUCUAUUAGAAUGGGGAUUAAUAUAUUGCUGAUGAUUUGUGGAGUUUAUAUAAAUGAACUAUCUGAUCACUGACUAUGACUUCUAGGAUGAUUUAUUUGUGGGAUGCAUCGUUCUUGAGGUUGAGGAUAGUUUAUUUUUAUGCUUAAAAGAGAUGACAAUGGAAACUCCCAUUGGAUCCAUAUGUUAUUUGAUACGUGUCUCUGUCAUCCUCUGUUGUGGUCUAAUCAGCUCCUUUUUUGGUUAAUAAAAGAAUAGUUACUACCUUAGCCCGUAGCACGAUUUUGGAUACUUGUUAUCAUAAACAGAUUGGUCAGGUUCUUGAUUACCUGCUGUUGUUUGUCCCACAACAAACAGAGAAGGUAUCUAUCUAGUAAAAUUGGGAUAUGGUGGUCCUUUAUGGUCUUGUUUCUAGGUUAUUUAUGAUAGUGAUAUCUUUUUCUUUUUCUAUUUAUUUUAGUCAAUAAUCUUACAGACUAGAAAGAAGUGGACCUGGAGCUAUUUUACUCUUGAUUAUGUAGGUAAGGAACUGGCAGCAAACCUAAACCCUUAAGGCUUCCAUUUUGUGCUUAGGAAUGAAAAAGGAUUUUUCCCUCCACUAUUUCUUUCUAUUUUACUUGAAUAUACUUCGACAUAACAAAUUAAAAACGGAUGGCCUAGAGUCAGGUCAACUGUGAGAAGAGUCUUCUUUUCUAUGGCUUUUUAAAUGAAGUUGUUUAUGAAGGAUAUUGUUGGAAGUAUUCUACCACCUAUAAGUCUGAUUUCAAUUCAUAUGCUUUAGUUUUAUCUGUCGGCCUUUGAGUGAGUCAUAUUGCUGAUAAUUUGAUACUCUGUUCUUUGUAAUCUUUUAAUUUUCUAUUCUAACAAUGAGCAUAUGUAUUGCGUGUGGAUAAUUUGGAAAGAAAUAAGUUUUUCUCAGCUCAUGAUGGAACUCUUUUAAAGUUUCUAGACGAGGUGAUGGCUGAUGAGUCUAGAUAGAAAUAAAGUGCAAAUCCCUCUUAUAUCUUCUGGUAUAAAAAUGCUUGCAGGUUGGAAACUCAAUUUUUACAGACUAAAAGGUUUGGCUGUGUUCAAGAUAUAACAGACUUAGUUGCUAAGAUUUUUGCUGUAAUUGAUUAUCGGCAUUUUUUGUAUGUGUUCAACAAAACCUUAAGCCGCAUGCGGUUAGUCUUCCCAAU